CGCGACGUGAAUCAGUUGCUUGAAAAUGUUCUCCCGCUUGUGUGAUUGUGUUCGUAAUCGUACUCAAACGGCUCCAACACAGUCCGUCGGCAUUGAGACCGGAAAAUCAGAGAAAACGAUCGCCGAGAAACGAGUUGAAAAACGGAAUCUAAGCAAAAAGAUCAAAAAUAAACUAGAAGAAAUUAUCAAUGAAUUUCCUGUGGAAAAUAGCUUACAGAAACUUCAAGACCUACUGGACGAUUCAGAUAUUAAAACUCUGCGCGAUUUGAUUAAGGAUUUAGAGAAGUGGAACGCAGGAAACACCAUCCCGGAACCAAAAUCCUUUCUUCACACGGCAAAGCUUCAACGUUCAUUCGCCAUAAUGCUGAAAAAGAACAUCAAGUAUCAGUCACUACUGGAAGCUUUUAUAACCCACUUUGAUGCCGUCAAUGAAAGCGUGAUCCCAGACCUGGAUACUCCGCUGCAUUACGCCGUCAAAGCCUUGAAUGUCGACUUUAUAAAGUGGUUACUAGAACAACCGAACGUCGCGAUAAACAGUCGUAAUAACCAGCGCAAAACGGCUCUGUUUCUAUUGUGCGAACAAUACAAGGUGAACAAUCUCAAAAUUGAGAAACUAAGAGAGUGUAUUUUGCUACUGUUGGAACACAAAGCGGAUUUCAACAUUUGUAGCGAUCUACAGCAGUUACCAUUUGAUCUCUUGAUUCGUAAUUCGAAUGACAAUGAAGAAUUCAUUAGGAAGUGCUUGGAGCUAAUUCCUACAGCCGUUGCAAUUAGUGAUAGGAGAAUUGUAAGCUUUUUUCAGUGCUGCGCACCUGUCACGGUUACCGUAGAGCUGUUAGAGAUAUAUUUAAGAUUUGGAGAGACGGAAAAGUUUUUGCGUGAGAUGAAAAAAUUCGAUGUAAAUCAGUAUAAUGUUGAAGCAGUUAUCAAACUAUUACUACACAAGGGUGUUGAACUUAACAUGGGGUCCUGUGUCAGUACGAUAAUAGAAAAAGCCGGAAAGACCAUUUUUCAAGUGGAGAAAACUCGCAAUUCUUCGGAUGUCGACGCACUUGCGAACUCGACGGAUGUUAACACAAAUCGGUUACCACUAAAAGGACUCUUGCGAAAGGCAUGUGAGGCCGGGAAUGUCACAACGUUGAGACUUUUGCUGAAUCGAAUAACCGAUCGUGUGUUGAUCAACGAUGAUCCGAUUUUGGUGAUAACUCUCAAUCGGGCUAACGAAUCCUGUAAUCAUACCGAACAGCGAUCUAGAAUGCUACAGUGUGCUGAUUUGCUUUCCAAUGAUCAGAGAGUUCACAUUUCUAGCACAGACAACUAUGGAAAUACCGCACUCCACUUGGCAGUGAAGUUUGGUUUUUCGGAUAUUGCACUUGUACUACUCAAAAACAAGCACGCUUUCCUGGGAACGCGAAACAAAGAUGGCUUAACUCCGCUGGACUAUGGCCGGUACGAUUUUUGGAAGAAGUACUUCGAUCAGUGUAUAACAAUCGACGUGAAACGUGCAAAUUAUGAUAGAAGUGAUGUUUGGUUCAAUCUGAAUGGGUUCAGUCCGUACAUGCUUAAAAAACAAAAGUUAACAAAAAAAGAAAAGCACCAAAAAACAGCAGCUUCACUGCCCAAAGAUAGCAAUAAUCUAUGGUGGAUUGUUAUGAAACCAAUGGCGAAAAACAACACACAAUCAAAAUUAGAUACGACGAAUACAUUUUCCGGGACGGAAAUCGCUCCCGUAGAAAUAAUUUCAAAAUCCAAAGACUUAAUACCUCUGCUUCUCCAUCCCGUAGUCUACACAUUCAUUAAAGUCAAAUGGCAAAGUAUGGCAAAAUGGCACUACAUCAACCUCUUCUGCACACUACUAACGAUGAUCUCUUUUGGUUCCUAUUCGGAAAACGCCUGCGAUGAUGGCGGAGCUUCCGUGAUCUCUACUUUUUUUUCCUGGCUGGGUGCACUGUGCAUGAUCUGCAGAGAAGUCUUACAAAUUUCGUUCAUGAGAAAAAAUUACCUUUAUUCUUUAAACAAAUACUUGGAUAUUGUCAUCAUUAUCUUCAUGUUAAUAGUUUUGAUGAGUGGAUGCAAUUCGAUUCUGUCCUCCCUAGCUGUCAUUGUUUUAGCAGUCAAAUUCAACGUUAUCAUAAGUUCGCUUUCAUUCAACAUCCUCUCCACUUGGAUGUACAUGUUCAUAACCGUUACUGUUAACUUUCUGAAGUACUUGCUGUUCUUCAGUUUUCCUCUGUUUGCCUUCGUCUUCUGUUUCUUCGUGAUCUAUAAAGACGGAAACCAAACACCGAAGGCAUUGAUCUCCCAGCAAAACACCUCCUUCAACCAAUUCAGUACCUUCUCAUAUGCAGCCCUGAAGACUCUAGUCAUGACGACCGGUGAAUUCGAUGCAGCUGACAUUGAUUUCAGUGAUGGGAAAUACAUCGUUUUCGUUUUGUUUGUAAUUUUCGUGUCAAUCGUAUUUGCUAACUUUCUUAAUGGUGUCGCGGUCAGUGAUAUCACCGUAAUUAGGAAUGAAUCCGAACUGAUCAGUGUUGGCCGGAAGGUAUUUGUUUUGGAUCGGUAUGAGCGAGGCCUUGAAAAUAUUAAGUGGAAUGACUUACGGCGACUAUUUCCUAGCCCAUUUUUUAAGGAACACUCCGACCGUAUAGCCGUGAAACCUAAAGAACUCCGGAAGAUUCUGGUGCAGCGCAUUGACAAAUCGAUAGUUUUUCAGCAGGAAGGCAUCCUGAAGCAAAGUGAGCAAAAGAAGAUACGAAACAAUCGAUGGCGACUGAUCCGGAAUAUUCUGCGACUGUGCAGAAGUAAACAACCAUUUAGUCGGACAGCGACAGUAAUCGAAGUUCCACAGGAUCGUGAGCAAAUUGUGGAGCAAGAGCAGAAAGUGAAAGGAAACAAUCGAUUCAGUAUCAAUCGGUGGAUCCGGAACACUCUGGGGCGACGCAAUAAUGACCCAUCAGUUGAACAGCCUUUGUGUCAGCCCAAUAACGAACCACCGGUCAGUCAGCAACAAGACGAGAAAACACGUAAAUUCAAGUUUUCCAAGACCGAAUGGAAAGUUGUUCCGCUUAUACCGUGGCUCACUGCGAAUAUAAAACUACUGGAAUUUCCUUUAUCCUUGACACUGGAGGGCCAUAUUAUGGACGAAGCGCUCCGAAUCACUGAUCGGAGCAUUAUGGCUGAGGACAACGGAAAGCCCAACGAACUGCUGCUAGAAAUGGAUAAAGUUAUAGAACCAAUCACAUCAGACAAGAAACUUUUAGUUACUGCACAAACUGCUAAACGUGCCAUUAAAAUAGUUAGAGGUGGAUAAUGCCAUAAAAGUGUCAUUACAUUUUCGUCAGUGUCAAGUUAUAGUAUAGUUAACUAUUUGAUAAUAUGUAUUUCAUA
This is a messenger RNA of Malaya genurostris, 3387 nucleotides long. Its product is annotated as transient receptor potential cation channel protein painless-like. The coding region runs from base 26 to 3310 and encodes 1094 amino acids. Gene Ontology annotation, cellular component: membrane. Gene Ontology annotation, biological process: monoatomic ion transport; transmembrane transport. Gene Ontology annotation, molecular function: monoatomic ion channel activity; protein binding. Lineage: Eukaryota; Metazoa; Arthropoda; Insecta; Diptera; Culicidae. The transcript is spliced from 4 exons. The record is from RefSeq and is a predicted model, not a curated record.